Molecule: messenger RNA, 2481 nt
Organism: Ceraceosorus guamensis
Lineage: Eukaryota; Fungi; Basidiomycota; Exobasidiomycetes; Ceraceosorales; Ceraceosoraceae
Exons: 1
Coding region: 1-2481 (826 amino acids)
Molecular function (GO): zinc ion binding; nucleic acid binding
Source: RefSeq, a predicted model, not a curated record
AUGGACGACAGCCGCGAAGAAGGCGGGGGCAACACCCCGGGCAAGAGCACAGACCGCCCUGGGGAACCACGCGCCCACACACCAGGCUUCACACAGGGUGAGGACGUUGGGAAGAUCGUUGAAGCAGGCACGGAGAAGCGACCGGCUGUGUCGCAGGACGGACCGGACAUGGGGGCGACGAACCAGGGAGUGAAGGAUACGGCCGGCACGCCAAAGGGGGCAGCAGGGAAAGGGGUCAGGAGCUCGAGCCUAGUCACGAGAACGGGCGGCGGGCUGGGCGCUUCACCCCUGGACGGCCUGACAGGGAGGGAAGCCGCAAACCCGUACCCCAGACGCCUGACCAAGGGGAGAGAGACGAUCGCACAAGAUAGGAGGCAGCCGCGAACAGCGAUGGAUCUAUUAGGGGAGAUGGGAAGAGAGAGAGCGAGAGAGACAAAGCAAGUAAGUACUGCGAAGGCAACCGCAGGAUUAGGGGCUCAAGGCCAAAUGACGACGGAUAGCGGGGACGAAAUGGAGGAGGGCCAGAUUAGCGAGGAUGGUGCUGCGGCCGCGCGGGCAGCGCCGGCAACGCGAUUGCCACGAGGCAGGGAGGCCGGGAGCGUCGCGAGUAGCUCCCCGCCGCCCGACGUGCUAGGGAUCAUGCGCGGCAUCCUGGCACCGGAGGAGAUAAGGCGAGCUUUGGCGGAGGCUAGGGCGGGGCGCAAGGGCGCAGAGGACCAAGCGGCGGCUGGGCAGACACCGCAAGGUGAGGGCGGAUCUGCGCAGACAGGAGAAAGAGCAGAGAAGCGUGAUCAUACGGCCGCAACAGCAGCGAACACGCAGUGCGGAGCAGCCGCUAGCAGGAGUUUUGCCACAGUGGCAUCAGUAGGGACGAGGCAGUCUCUUCAUCAUGUAGAGGGCACGACUGCAACCUCUUGCGGCGCAAGCAGGAAGGGGUAUCAGCACCUCGACCAGACCACUUACCUCCGGCUGAUUGAAGCAGGAGGAGCGCCUGGCAACCAGGGCGGUGCCACGACAGCUUUUGCCGACCUGCUGGCGGCCCGUUCCAGCCAGAAGGUGAGCCACAGCUCCCUGCCGAUGGAUACGGUGAGGGUGACGGUGCCUUUCGUCACGCCCCAGGAGAAGGGCAGACUCCUGGAGGCCAUUGACAGAGCUUUUGCUUGCGAAGUUAACGGGCAUCCUGCGGAAGUGAGAGGAGUAGCAGAGGUCAGCAGGAGGGAAGCGCGACAGGGCAGGAGCGCGUUCGAAGUGGUGAUGCAGGACCCAGACCACCUCAGGGCAGUGCGGACAGUCCGCCUGGACUGGAACGGGCAGAUGGCAGAACUCCAAUGGCCGUCACUGGUAGAUGAGGACCGGGUGGUAGCGACCAUUGAUUUCUACGCCGGCCGAGCGGGGGGAGCAGGAAUGUCGGCAGAAAAAGUGAUUGAAAACCUUCCACAGAGCGCCCCGGGUCUAAAGGUGAUCCACGCGUGGGAGGUGAUGUGGAACACCGGGAAGAGCAAGUUCCAAGUGAUGCUGCUGCUGCACGUACCGGGAUACGGCGCGCAGAGGGAUAGGAGAACCUUCCUACAAGCCCAACUCCCGGCAAAUGUAAAAAUUGGGGACAGCGUGAUGGACCUGUGGCACCCGCACACCCAGUAUUGCGCAUGGCACAAGGCCACGGGACACACCAUCCGUGACUGCCCUAAGCUGAAGUGCGAUAGAUGCGGAAAAAUAGGGCAUAAGGCGAUCCAGUGCAAGGGGGAAAGGAUCGGAGGGGAUGGAGGAUGGAUGCCCGGCAGCGCCAAGCGAGGGCGGCGAGAGGACCAGGACCCCAGACUGGGGCCGGGAGCGGAGGAGAGGACAUGGAUGAUCCAGGGGGCGGGAAGACGGGCAGAGAUACCGGGAGCCCCAACAGAACCGAGGGCGAUGAGAGGAACUCACCCAGACAGGGAGACCGCAACAAGCGCCCCAACGCGCGCUGAAAGAACACAGAAUAGGUACGAAAUGUUAGCCGAGGCGAUGGAUGAGGAUGAGCAGGAGCAGGGGGCAGAAUCUCCUGGGGAGACUCAUGGCCAUCCGGAAAAGGACGAGCGGCGGAAGGGGGAGACCGAGGAGAAGGACAAGGGAGGCACCGGCCGACCACAGGACGCAUCGCUAGGGGACUGGUUUGAAACCCCAAGUGAUGCUCCGCUCCCGAUGGGGGAAUGGGCAAAGAAAGGUGGCGGGGCCCUGAGUCUGUCACAGCUCCAACAGGAUGGUGUGGAGGCCGUGUCGAGACAGGUCCUGGGAAGAAGACAGAGGGAUCAGGGGGGGUCAAUACGACCGCACAGAGGUAGAAGCCGAGAGCCGAGGGAGACCAACAGCCCCAGGCACUCACAAACAUCCCGGGCGUCCACGCCUGUAACAAAAAGAUCGAUGAGCACUGGGAGCUCCAGCUCCAGCUCGUCCGGAGGUAGUACGGAGAGAGCAAGCUCCCCGUCUCCCAAAAUGCGGAAAUGA